Molecule: messenger RNA, 666 nt
Organism: Chlorella variabilis
Lineage: Eukaryota; Viridiplantae; Chlorophyta; Trebouxiophyceae; Chlorellales; Chlorellaceae
Product: expressed protein
Exons: 7
Coding region: 1-666 (221 amino acids)
Source: RefSeq, a predicted model, not a curated record
AUGGUGAAGCUCACUGUCCGCCCCAACCUGCGCCUGUCCGAGAAGCAGGAGGCCUCUGGCGGCGUGAAGGCGAUGAUGGAUCACGGCAACGCAACGUACUCUGUUGCGGUGACCGACGCGGGCGUGCGCGGCGGUGAUGUCCUCGAUGGGCUGCGCCUGGGCAUGAGGCUCAACGAUGGGAGCUUGGAGGCUGUGUACGAGCCCAACAACGGCCACCACCUGCUGCGCGUGCAGAACACGGUGUCGGUUCGCGUCAAGAUCACCGACAUCUCGGGCGCCGAGCGGGCCACCUACGUGAACUGCGCGGUGAGCGUGGAUGACAACAACACCGCCAAGGUCAUCUACCGCUGCAACCCCGGCAACAAGCUGGACCACCGCAACGCCACCGUGGGCUGGUGCUACCGCAAGGACGACAUCGAGAUUGAGCCCCGCUUCAACCUGGGCACCGAGUCGCUGUCUGCGGGGGUGACGUACCGCAUGGACGACGAGAACCGCGUGCGCGCCAUCUACGACAUGGGCUCCAACGAGGGCACCCUGACCUGGUACAACACCGGCAGCCUGGGCGGCGGCGGCGAGACGCGGCUGACCGCGCGCAUGAAGCUGGACAAGGACAACGUGCAGCAGCCCACCAUCAUGCUCUCCAAGAACUGGGACCUGGACAUGUGA